Gorilla gorilla gorilla (western lowland gorilla) is the source of this 1818-nucleotide messenger RNA. It is a transcript of the gene TAPBPL, whose product is annotated as TAP binding protein like. Lineage: Eukaryota; Metazoa; Chordata; Mammalia; Primates; Hominidae. The transcript has 7 exons. The record is from RefSeq and is a predicted model, not a curated record. The coding region runs from base 254 to 1678 and encodes 474 amino acids.
GGGUGGUGAGAAAGGAAACAGCAAGCAGGGCUCUGGCAGCUGCUGCAGACGGCUUCACACAGGGACGCGGGCUGCCAUCUUGCUCUAAGUGAAAGUGAAAGAACAGUCGGCAGCAGAGGGAACAGGGAAGAAACCUAAAGGCCGCGGGCUGCCAGGUGUGCUUGGAGAGCCCCCUUCUCCCGCCGGGCCUCGCAAGCAGCGUAGGACUGUGGAGAAGGGCGGUGGGCAAGGAGGGGACUCGAGAGCAGCCUCCAUGGGCACACAGGAGGGCUGGUGCCUGCUGCUCUGCCUGGCUCUAUCUGGAGCAGCAGAAACCAAGCCCCACCCAGCAGAGGGGCAGUGGCGGGCAGUGAAUGUGGUCCUAGACUGCUUCCUGGCGAAGGACGGUGCGCACCGUGGAGCUCUUGCCAGCAGUGAGGACAGGGCAAGGGCCUCCCUUGUGCUGAAGCAGGUGCCAGUGCUGGACGAUGGCUCCCUGGAGGACUUCACCGAUUUCCAAGGGGGCACGCUGGCCCAAGAUGACCCACCUAUUAUCUUCGAGGCCUCAGUGGACCUGGUCCAGAUUCCCCAGGCCGAGGCCUUGCUCCAUGCUGACUGCAGUGGGAAGGAGGUGACCUGUGAGAUCUCCCGCUACUUUCUCCAGAUGACAGAGACCACUGUUAAGACAGCAGCUUGGUUCAUGGCCAACGUGCAGGUCUCUGGAGGGGGACCUAGCAUCUCCUUGGUGAUGAAGACUCCCAGGGUCGCCAAGAAUGAGGCUCUCUGGCACCCGACGCUGAACUUGCCCCUGAGCCCCCAGGGGACUGUGCGAACUGCAGUGGAGUUCCAGGUGAUGACACAGACCCAAUCCCUGAGCUUCCUGCUGGGGUCCUCAGCCUCCUUGGACUGUGGCUUCUCCAUGGCACCGGGCUUGGACCUCAUCAGUGUGGAGUGGCGACUGCAGCACAAGGGCAGGGGUCAGCUGGUGUACAGCUGGACCGCAGGGCAGGGGCAGGCUGUGCGGAAGGGCGCUACCCUGGAGCUUGAGCAACUGGGCAUGGCCAGGGAUGCCUCCCUCACCCUGCCCAGCCUCACUAUACAGGACGAGGGGACCUACAUUUGCCAGAUCACCACCUCUCUGUACCGAGCUCAGCAGAUCAUCCAGCUCAACAUCCAAGCUUCCCCUAAAGUACGACUGAGCUUGGCAAACGAAGCUCUGCUGCCCACCCUCAUCUGCGACAUUGCUGGCUACUACCCUCUGGAUGUGGUGGUGACGUGGACCCGAGAGGAGCUGGGUGGAUCCCCAGCCCAAGUCUCUGGUGCCUCCUUCUCCAGCCUCAGGCAAAGCGUGGCAGGCACCUACAGCAUCUCCUCCUCUCUCACCGCAGAACCUGGCUCUGCAGGUGCCACUUACACCUGCCAGGUCACACACAUCUCUCUGGAGGAGCCCCUUGGGGCCAGCACCCAGGUUGUCCCACCAGAGCGGAGAACAGCCUUGGGAGUCAUCUUUGCCAGCAGUCUCUUCCUUCUUGCACUGAUGUUCCUGGGGCUUCAGAGACGGCAAGCACCUACAAGACUUGGGCUGCUUCAGGCUGAACGCUGGGAGACCACUUCCUGUGCUGACACACAGAGCUCCCAUCUCCAUGAAGACCGCACAGCGCGUGUAAGCCAGCCCAGCUUACAUGCUAAAGUGACGUGAGACUACUAGAAAGAAACGACACCCUUCCCCCCAAGCUCCCCCAGCUACUCCAACCCAAACAACAACCAAGCCAGUUUAAUGGUAGGAAUUUGUAUUUUUUGCCUUUGUUCAGAAUACAUGACAUUGGUAAAUAUGCCACA